Molecule: messenger RNA, 2966 nt
Organism: Acanthoscelides obtectus
Lineage: Eukaryota; Metazoa; Arthropoda; Insecta; Coleoptera; Chrysomelidae
Source: the annotation of a GenBank genome assembly
AUGCCUAAGGUCAAAUACUAUGAUAAAAGCAACAUAGAUAGGGCAGUGCAAGACGUCAUCAACAAAGUUGAAUCAUAUAGAUCUGCAGAAUUGAAAUAUGGAGUUCCGAAAUCGACUAUAGAAUUUAAAAUUAAGCAUCCUGAUCACAAAAAUACUUGUGGUCCCUCACCUGUUCUCAACGAAGAGGAAGAGAUGAUAUUGGCUUUUCUGAAAAGGCAUCCAGAAAUUGUUGAAAGAAGUAGCGAAUCUGUGAGCGCAGCUAGUGCGUGUGUAUCCGAAAAGGAUAUCAGACUAUGGUUCUCUGAAUUAGAAACUUACAUAAAAGGAAAUGACUUGGAAGAUGUGAUAUCUGAUCCUACUCGAGUAUAUAAUGCGGAUGAAACAGGAUUUGAAGUUAGCCCUUCUACUGGCAAAGUAUUUGCGAAACGUGGUGCAAAAAACGUUUACACAAUCGAUAGAGGUGCAGCAAAAGAAAAUAUAACAGUUAUCUUUGCUUUUUCAGCUAAUGGGGAAAUUGGUGUACCUAUGAUCAUUUACCCCUACGUGAGAUUUCCUGAAAAGAUUGCUAAAUCAGUAAACCCAGAGUGGGGCAUCGGUCGUAGCCCUAAAGGAUGGAUGACCAGCGAAACAUUCUAUGAAUAUAUUGUGAACGUCUUCCAUCCUCAUCUUGUGAAACAUAAUAUUAAGUUUCCAGUGAUCUUGUUCUUGGUUGGUCAAAAGUUCCAUCUUAAUUAUAGUUUAAGCCUCCUGUGUAAAAGGUUACAAAUAGAAAUAUUCGCUUUAUAUCCAAAUUCGACCAGGAUAUUACAACCAUGCGAUGUUGCUGCUUUCCGACCACUUAAGCAAGCUUGGCGCCGGACAGUCAGAGAAUGGGAAGAAGAGCACCAAUCUGAACUUCUCAAUAAAGUGAAUUUUGCUCCUGUCGUAGAAAAAGCUUUUAAAUCCAGUAUAAAACCUGAAAGACUGGUUAAUGGUUUCAAAGCAUGUGGGCUAUUUCCGUUCAACCCAAAUGUGAUCGAUUACACUAAAUGUCUAGGAGCUAAAAGCACAAACCACACAAUAAUUCAGGAUGUUCCUCUAUUGCAAAAUCAGACCAUGGAUUACAAAACAUUUGUUCAGAUUGUAGGCCAAGAAAGGAUUAACAAAUUUGACAUAUUGAGUCAGCAGGUUCCCGAAAUCUGUAAUGAUGAUUUUAUGUCACUUUUUAAACUUUGGCAAUAUUUCCACAGAACAAGUGAUCAAAAUAAGGUACAUUCAGACCUAAUAUCAGAGACUCAUUCAGAAGCAAACGGAUCAUCCUCUGACAUGCAAGAAGGGUUACCAAUUGUUAAUCAGGAUACUAUAGAAAAAAACACACACCACCAACUACCACCAGUAGGAAGGAAUGAGGCCACAGUUGAUGUACUAGUGCAUGCCCCAAGAUCUCUCAGAGAUUUGCAAAAUUUAGACACAGCUACAGCUUCAUCCAUGACGCCACGAAUGAGCAAUAGUGUCCGUCCCAUUAAUUCUGAGCUAUUCGGUCAAUAUUUCACAAUUCCAGAAAGUCCAAGAAGGAAAGGCAAGAGAAAUGUCGAGAGAAUUCCAUUUGCCAUUACAUCAAAAAAAUGUCAAGAAUUCUUUGAGAAGAAGCAACAGAUAAAAGAAAGAGAAGAAAAGGAAAAAGAAGAGAGAAAAAGAAAACGUGAAGAAAAAGCAAAUUUAAAAAAAGAUACUAAAGCCAAAUCGCAAAUAAGAAGGAAGCGUGAAGGACACAAAUGCUUUAUUUGCAAAAACAACAUUGGUAGUAUUGACAUGCAAUUUGAAACAUGCAAAAAUUUUUUCCAUCAAAGCUGCAUACCCAAAGCACAUAAGCAGUUCAUCACUAAUCAGGAAGAUCCAGACGAAAUUUUUUUGUGUCACAUGUGCUAUAAAGAAGACAAUACAGAUAGCAGCAUCUCCGAUUCUGACGGCAGCCAAUCAGAGAAACAUGUCACAAUAGCAAGUUUGAAUAAAACGCUUAAAGAGAAAGAGCUUGCUUCUAUCAGCAAUAGCUCUUUACAAAGAGUGCUGCCCACCAUAGGCUUUAAAUAUAAAAAAGAUGGUACAAAAUGGCUGACAGACCUAUACCUGGAACGUAUGAAACUAGAUGAUCCAGAUUUUGAACGUAAAGUGAUGCGAAUGUUGGAGUCUCUGGAUUCAGAUGUUGAGCUAUCGGAAAUAGAAGAAGACGAUCAAUAUUCAGAAAGCGAACACGAUACAGAUUCAGCCAUUUGUGCAGAUGAAGAUGGACCCGCCAGUGAAGGAAGCGUUCGUUCAAGUGAAUCAGAAGGUAACGACGAGAAUGAACUAAAUAUGGAUGUCAGGUACUUUUAUGGCAAAAAUAGGUUUAAAUGGUCGGUAAAUCCUCCGAAUAGAAAUGUGAGAACUCCGGCGCAUAAUAUCAUCAAGGUAGGUGAUGCCGUAUCUGAACAAACUGAAAUGGAGGCACAUUCAGAACAUAAUAUGGCGAGCACAUCAAGACCUUCAUCAGCACUAUCCAGUCGAUCAACACCACAUUUACCCAAAAGGUCCAAAAAAUUCAAAGCACACCACCAAAAUAUUAAUAAAGCAGAUCGGAUAUUAGACAUUGUCGGUACAGGACUCAAUAAACCGGCAGACGAGUUCGACCUUAUGGGAAAAUCGAUAGCAAUCAAAUUACGGCGAUUGCCAAGAGAAAUACGACUAUAUUCAGAAAAAUUAAUAAACGAUAUCCUAUUUCAAGCGGAGUUAGGAAAAGUUAACGAACAUACAAGAAAAACGUCCGAACCAACACCAAUUAAUAAUAGUAAUACAUUAUUCCCUCCGCUACCAAACUGUGAUCCCAUCUAGACUCAGUCUACACCAACCAACCAACCAACAACAAUUAAUAAUAGUAAUACAGCUGCUGUGUAUUACGGCUCUUAUAAUCCUUUACAAUAAUUAAUAUUAUACUGUUAUGGAUAUGCUGU